UGCACAGUUUAGCAAAUGAGAAGCACCCCGGGAUAAUGUUGUAGUGGAACCACUUUCACUCGCGCUUUAGCACAUCGGAUGGAUUUGAGUGUAACACGGAGUUGUCCAGCUGUGUGGGGCCCAUGUGGAUCUAGCAGAUCUGAUAUAAUUACUCUAAAUCAGUCCGAUCUCUCAUGCUGAUGCGAGCUGUCUUGGUCAUCUGAACUAGUUAAGAUGCUGACGGAGGCGAUAGAAGGGCAGAUGACUGUGGUGUGUUCCGCCGUUGCCGCCUCAGUCCCGGUUCAGAUUGAGCCGGUGGGCCGCUGGUUUGAAGCGUUUCUGAAGCGCAGGAGUAGAAAUGUUUCGGCCGCCUUUCAGGAGCUGGAGGAAGAGGAGGAGCUGUCUGAGGAGGAGGAGGGUGAGGAGCUUCAGCUGGAGGAGUAUCCCAUGCUCAAGACACUGGACCCAAAAGACUGGAAGAACCAAGAUCACUAUGCUGUGCUAGGUCUGGCCCACGUCAGGUACAAGGCAACGCAGAAACAGAUCAAAUCUGCUCAUAAAGCUAUGGUCCUCAAACAUCACCCAGACAAACGGAAAGCAGCGGGCGAACAGAUUGUGGAGGGGGACAACGAUUAUUUCACUUGUAUAACAAAAGCAAUAGAGAUUCUGUCCGAUCCCGUGAAGCGAAGAGCGUUUGACAGCGUUGAUCCCACUUUUGACAACGCAGUCCCCUCCAAGGCAGAAGGCAAAGAAAACUUCUUUGAUGUUUUUGCUGCAGUUUUUGAGAGGAAUGCCAGGUGGUCUGUUAAAAAACACAGCCCAAGUCUGGGAACCAUGGAGUCGUCUUUUGAGGACGUUGAUAGUUUCUAUUCCUUUUGGUACAACUUUGACUCUUGGAGAGAAUUUUCAUAUUUAGAUGAAGAGGAAAAGGAAAAAGCUGAAUGUCGAGAUGAGCGAAGAUGGAUUGAGAAACAGAACCGAGCGUCUCGAGCGCAGAGGAAGAAAGAAGAGAUGAACAGAAUACGAACGCUUGUCGACACCGCCUACAACUGCGACCCCCGAAUAAAGAAGUUUAAAGAGGAGGAGAAAGCCAGGAAAGAGUCCGAAAAGAAGGCCAAAGCAGAGGCGAAGAAACGCGAGCAUGAGGAAAAGGAACGGGCACGAGAGGCCGAGGCGGCGGUGGCACGUUUGGCGAGGGAGAAAGAAGAGGAGGCGGCCCGACAGGUGGCACAGCAGGCGAAGAAAGAGAAAGACGCUCAGAAAAAGGCCAUCAAAAAAGAACGACAGAAACUCAGGACUACGUGCAAGACCCAGAAUUACUUCACAGAUAAUGAAGCCGACAACAUCAGAAUGAUGCAAGAGGUGGAGAAACUCUGUGAUCGGCUAGAACUGACCAGUUUACAGACACUGAAUGAAGCUUUGACUUCUGGGAAUAAAGAACAGAGUAAAGCAGCUCUGGAGAAACAGGUGCAGGACGUGAAUGUUCAGAUACAGAAGGAGAAGCAGGCGGAGAUUCAAGCACAGCAGGCCGUUCGUACCGCCGAACACACCGGCGGAGGGGGCGGAGUCAAUAACAGAGGCUGGAACGAAGAAGAUCUUCAACUGCUCAUCAAAGCUGUGAACCUGUUUCCCGCCGGAACUAACGCCAGGUGGGAGGUGAUCGCCAACUACAUGAAUCAGCACUCCAACAGCGGCGUGAAGAGAACGGCCAAAGACGUGAUCAAUAAAGCGAAAACACUGCAGAAACUCGAUCCUAACCAGAAAGACGAGAUUAACCGAAAGGCCUUUGAGAAGUUUAAGAAGGAGCAUUCAGUCGUUCCUCCAACUGUUGACAACGCUGUGCCAUCAGAACGCUUUGAUGCCGUAGGUGCCGAUUCAAACUCCACCGCCUGGACCACAGAGGAGCAGAAACUUCUAGAACAGGCUCUGAAGACCUACCCAGUGAACACACCAGAGCGAUGGGAGAAAAUAUCUGACGCUGUGCCCGGACGCUCCAAGAAAGACUGCAUGAAGAGAUACAAAGAACUGGUGGAGAUGAUAAAGGCGAAAAAAGCUGCCCAGGAACAAGUUGCUGCUAAAAUCAAAAAAUGACGUAAUGCUGGGACAGAAAAUAUAACUCGAUCUUUUAACUUUAUUGUGUUCUUAUUUUAUAAUAAAAAAGCACGUCAU
Molecule: messenger RNA, 2148 nt
Organism: Xyrauchen texanus (razorback sucker)
Lineage: Eukaryota; Metazoa; Chordata; Actinopteri; Cypriniformes; Catostomidae
Product: dnaJ homolog subfamily C member 2-like
Exons: 17
Coding region: 214-2070 (618 amino acids)
Biological process (GO): regulation of translational fidelity; 'de novo' cotranslational protein folding
Cellular component (GO): cytosol
Molecular function (GO): Hsp70 protein binding; ribosome binding
Source: RefSeq, a predicted model, not a curated record